Molecule: messenger RNA, 603 nt
Organism: Temnothorax curvispinosus
Lineage: Eukaryota; Metazoa; Arthropoda; Insecta; Hymenoptera; Formicidae
Gene: RpL24
Product: 60S ribosomal protein L24
Exons: 5
Coding region: 101-565 (154 amino acids)
Biological process (GO): cytoplasmic translation
Cellular component (GO): cytosolic large ribosomal subunit
Molecular function (GO): structural constituent of ribosome; mRNA binding
Source: RefSeq, a predicted model, not a curated record
CCGACGGAGAACUCCGGUGUGAAUCCGUCCGCCGUCGUAAGCGCGAAGCACGAGAGCGUCGGCCAUUUUUAUCGAGCGUGCUUCUCCGCGUCGUGUCAAGAUGAAGAUCGGGUUGUGCGCGUACAGCGGGUACAAGAUAUACCCGGGCCAUGGCAAGACCAUGGUCAAAGUUGACGGAAAGACUUUCACCUUCCUCAACUCGAAAUGCGAGUCCGCUCAUCUGAUGAGGCGAAAUCCUAGGAAAGUGACAUGGACCGUUUUAUACAGGCGUAAACACAAGAAGGGUCAGGAGGAAGAGCAGACCAAGAAGAGGACGAGGCGCACGCAGAAGUUCCAGCGUGCCAUCGUCGGCGCUUCUCUCACAGAUAUCUUGGCUAAACGUAACAUGAAGCCAGAGAUUCGCAAAGCUCAGAGGGAUCAGGCGAUCAAGGCUGCGAAGGAACAAAAGAGAGCCGCGAAAGCAACGAAGAAGGCUGUUGCUCCUCCGAAAGCGAAACAAGCAGCAAAACAGAAGGUUGCCAAGGUGACGCAAAAAGCUGCACCUCGCGUUGGAGGAAAACGUUAAAGUCUGUAGCUAUAUAAAUAAAGUAAAAUAUAAUUCCA